Phycomyces blakesleeanus NRRL 1555(-) is the source of this 486-nucleotide messenger RNA. RefSeq lists its product as hypothetical. The record is from RefSeq and is a predicted model, not a curated record. The coding region runs from base 1 to 486 and encodes 161 amino acids. Lineage: Eukaryota; Fungi; Mucoromycota; Mucoromycetes; Mucorales; Phycomycetaceae. Gene Ontology annotation, molecular function: nucleic acid binding. The transcript has 4 exons.
AUGGAUAAUGCACCAAUUCACAAGCAUGGAGAUAUUCAGCUUUACAUUGAGGGUAGAGGCUAUGGGUGUGUCUAUCUUCUACCAUAUUUGCCUGAGCUUAAUUCUAUUGAGCAGUUUUGGUCAGUUGUAAAGAGUAAACUCAAAAGGGAAGCUCUUUUGGAGGAGGAAACAUUAACCUCAAGGAUCUCAGAUGCUUGCAAUAAAAAAGAAAAACAAAGUGCAGAUGAGAAGUACGGUGAGACUUUGUUUAUUGAUGAAAAGAGAGAUGAUCUUCUAUUGCUAUUUGCUAUCUUCUCUACAAACACUUUUAUUCGCAGUCACAUAGAGCAAAUCUGCAAUAUUGCUAAAAAACAUAUGUGGAGUAAGAAAAAAUACAUUGCUAAUUAUUUGGGCCAGACACUUUUCCUCUCGGGCAUGACGUUUCUCUGGAGCACUACGUUUAUUGAAUCUCCGCCUUUCACCAUUUACCGGCCUCAUAAAAAGUGA